AUGCAGCACCGUCUGAUUACCUUCAUUUGUAAGAAUCCUCCAAAUGAGUCAGGAACACCAUCAAAAAAGUAAGUGGUAGACUACCAGUGAUUUUACACAUUUUGCCUGCAGUUAUAUGUAAUCUAGGUACUUAUUGGAGUCAGGAACACCAUCAAAAAAGUAAGUGGUAGACUACCAGUGGUUUUACACAUUGUGCCUGCAGUUAUAUGUAAUCUAGGUACUUAUUGGAGUCAGGAACACCAUCAAAAAAGUAAGUGGUAGACUACCAGUGGUUUUACACAUUGUGCCUGCAGUUAUAUGUAAUCUAGGUACUUAUUGGAGUUAGGAAUUAGAAAGUCAGAUCCUUUAAUGUACCUGUCUUCUAAGUGUGAAUCAGCUUUAACAGAUGGGCUUUUUGUUCUUUUCUCAUCUUAGGGAGAAAAAAGGAGGCCGCAAAGACAAGCAGAAAGGGCAACAAAAUGGUGAAACUAGUCCAACACACAAUCCCAUGCAGCCAGGAGAAAAUGGAAUUGAAAACCCUGACUUUAAAAAUGUAUGUGCCUUCACAUUGUGCACUGUAUUUUCAAAAUUUGAUGUAAAUAGUUAAUUGGAUGAAAAUGUCAACAUAUAAUUUUAGAGGCAACUCUUUGUCUCAACCAUAUCAAUGCACUGUUUGUGCUGGUUUCUCCCUCAUUUUUAACAUUCCUACUGUUUGUUUGUGUUCUAUGUUUGUUAAUAGGCUGCUGCAGCAGCUGAUGAUGAUUGGAGUGUUGACACAAGUGAUGCUGCUGUUCAAGAACGAAUGGGUACUCUAACAUCGGGAGUGAAAGGUUUGGCAUUGACCAAUGAUACUGAAAAGCCUCAGGAGGAGCGCUUCAAUAUCUUCUACAACUUUGUCAAGGUAAUAAUGAACAUAAUAAUGAAUAGUAUGGAAUUCCCAUGCUACAAGUUUCAGGAUGUUUUUCAGUUAAUGUUCUGCUCGCGAACAUUUCUGCUCACCCUUGUGUCCUAUAGAAUGACUAUUUUGUGUUAAAGUUUUUUCACUAAUAACUGUUUUGGCAUGUCAGUAUUGUUAAAUCAAUUUACACUGUGCUACUGCUCUCUGCUAGGGUAAUAGGCAAGAUCAGCUCAUCUAUGCCACUCCAUUUACUUUUUGUUUUACAGAAAAGGAAGGAAACUAACAUAGACAAAAGUGUCAUCGCAGAGAUUGUUGCAGAAGCAGACAGGCUAGAUAUUAAGGAUAAGGGAGUACUAGCUCUCAGUGAAGUUCUGUUUGACAAGAACAUGCUUGAGGAAAUCCCUAAAUUUCGUAACCUGUUUCUUAGGGUGAGCUCUUUUGUUUUAAAUUGUUAUAAUGCUCUGAAGAUUUCUUUGCGAGGUUUCAUUUAGAAUUUGGAAUUCAAAUGAACCCAUUUCCGCUUCUUAAUAGUCAUAUUUCAAGUGUUUGACUCCCUUUGAGAUGUUUUACGAGGUUUUGCCUUUUUCAGUGUAAAUGACAUGGCUUGCUUUUUCACCCAUAAUUUUUUUUAAAUGUAGUUUCUAAAUGGAAACCACAAGGCCCAGAAGUAUAUGCUGGGUGCAUUUGAACUGCUUGUUGGACAGUCAUUUCCUGCAGACCUGAUGCCAAAGGCUGUUCGCAUUCUAAAAGCACUUUAUGAUGCAGAUCUUUUGGAGGAAGAAGUUAUCUUGCAGUGGGGUGAGAAGGUAAAUGAGCACAGAUCAUUACUCUCUUCCGGAUACAUAAUUAUAUCAUUCCAUUUGAAGCCUUUAAUUUUCCAAUAGGUGUAGACACAUACUGCUUAAAAACUGCUAUGUAUGGAUUUAAAAUUUUGCAUUUUUUCCUGAAAAUUUAUUUUAGGGGCAUUCAAAGCCAAUCCUAAUAGCGGUUUUGUUUUCUUUUCAGGUUUCUAAGAAGUAUGUGAGUAAGGAGGUGUGCUCUCAGAUCCAUGAGAAGGUGGCUCCUUUCAUUAAGUGGCUAAAAGAGGCAGAAGAAGAGGAUUCUAGUGAAGAAGAGGAAGGAGAGGAAGAGAUUGAAGUUGUCUAUGACAACAAGGCUCAGCAGCUGAAAGCUCAGGCUGACAAUAAAGUGGUCGAAGAGGAUGAUGAUGACCUAGACAUUGAUGCUAUUUAAAUAUCUCUCCUUCCUUGGAUGGAUAUCAAAAUAUUUUUAUUAUUAUUAAGCUUUUGUAGAACAAGGCUUGCUAGAAAUCCAUGUUUAGCUUACUUGGGUUUGUGUUUUUUGUGGUUUCCAAUGAGGAAUGCAUAUUGAUAACAUUGAUUCAAUAUAUUCACGGUUCAUCUUAAUGAAAAUUUGUGGGUAAUUUAAUAUUAAGGAUUUUCAUUGUGCAUGGAAGAAUUGUUUCUCACACUAGUGACUUCAUAGUCCAUUAAAUUGUAAAUCAGUUAGCAUGUUGGAUUAGAAUGAGUUUGAUGUAAGCUGGCAAUCAAUGAAAACAGCAAUUUAAAGAAGCAAUAUGCCUGUUUUGUGUUUUCAUUUCAAUGAACUUUGAAAACACCCUUGGGAGAGAGUAUUUUUGUUGACAUUUUUUGUUAGAAUCAAAUAUUUCUGUAAAGGAGAUUCAACAAUUUUUUUUUUUGACAACUGUAAGAGGUUGGUUUGUUCCACUUAUAACAUUGUCGAGCUCCAACUCACGAAAUAAACAAUCCAUGACACUGAAAGUGUUUUUGUUUUUCAAAUUACUUUUUAUGUAUGACGUUCAGUAUAAUGCUAUUAUUACAUUAUGUUUAAAAAGCACUACUUCAGAAUCAUUAUGCUGAAUAUUGAACAAACGCUGCAUAAAAGUUAAUUACUCUCUGUAAAGUAUUUACCAGUUAUACUAAGAUAUCUUAUGAAUCUUCUCUCCCCAAAAACUCUGGUCUCUAGUAUUCAUGCUCUCUUAAAACUUGGCCAGAGUUGUGCCUUUUUGUCCCUCAGACUUUGUUACAAGUAGCUUUGGUACUUCAACAAGUUUCAAGAAGACCAUUAACCUGUAGACCACUAAGGGUGACCAAUAUCUAGUUUCUCCUUACAAUAUCAC
Pocillopora meandrina is the source of this 3017-nucleotide messenger RNA. NCBI's taxonomy places the organism in Eukaryota, Metazoa, Cnidaria, Anthozoa, Scleractinia, Pocilloporidae. The record is from the annotation of a GenBank genome assembly.